Messenger RNA from Daldinia childiae, 612 nucleotides. RefSeq lists its product as uncharacterized. The record is from RefSeq and is a predicted model, not a curated record. NCBI's taxonomy places the organism in Eukaryota, Fungi, Ascomycota, Sordariomycetes, Xylariales, Hypoxylaceae. The transcript has 2 exons. The coding region runs from base 1 to 612 and encodes 203 amino acids.
AUGAAGUCUCUACUCGCAACGCUUUCCAUGGCUAUCGCCGUCAGCGCUAUCCCCGACAUCACCGUUGUUCCCAAGGAGCUUUCGUGUAGCAACUGGCCCUUCUUUCGGCAGACAUCCAGCGUUGCCGGACCGUUCAACAUCUUUGCCGACUCCACCGGCAAAGACAUUGACGGCAACAAAGCUAGCUAUACCACCAUCUCCGAUGUUACAGUUGCCUCUGCUUGGUUGGGAAUAAGCAACAUCAAGGACGGAGCAGUUCCUCAAAUCCAAUGCCAGGCGUUCGGCAGCGCAGAGAUGUUAGCCGUGAGCUUGAAUGGCCAAUUCCAGCCUCUCAGCAUAUCAGAGUACUUUUAUCACGAGUAUGACGGUUUGGUCUUCGCGAAGACCGUAGCUCGGGGCGCUCCUAUCGAACCUCAUUGGCAUUACUACCCCAACGGCACGCGGCAGGAGGGCACAUUUUUGGGGUGGAACAACUUUACGACGUGGGCGUACUUACUCGACGAAGCGUCUAAUAAGUACCGAAUCCGCCUCUUGACGGACACGUCUAAGAAACUUUUAGAUGGAGAGUUUACCGGCUUCGUGCGAGCUGGCUUUCCAGGUCUGUCCGACUAA